Molecule: messenger RNA, 684 nt
Organism: Trypanosoma conorhini
Lineage: Eukaryota; Euglenozoa; Kinetoplastea; Trypanosomatida; Trypanosomatidae
Exons: 1
Coding region: 1-684 (227 amino acids)
Source: RefSeq, a predicted model, not a curated record
AUGCGGGCGAUACGUUCUGCGACGGCUCUCGUGAGCUCUUGCCGCUGCUUUGACAGCUCCGGAAGGUUUGGGAAGGAGCUCGGAUUCGGCCACAAGAUGCGCGACAUUCCCGUCCUCACGGGAAACCCGCGGCCCGUUGCGCGGGAGGAGGAAUGGCGUUGCGCCUACAAACUCACCGAUCGCAUGGAGGACGUCGUUAGGGAUGUGCUGAGGAAAGAUGGUUGGGGUGAGGUGGAGGUGCAGCGGGAGAUGGAACAGAUUUUUGAGAGAAAAACCCAAGACAUUCGCUCCUCCUUGAACACGUGGAGCACAGUUGAGGAGUUCCAGCGCACCCCCUGGUACCGUCGAUAUAAGCCGACAGACACGUGCGUUGCGAAGUACAUCUCUUACGAGGCGAUGAAGCUGCUGGAGCGGGCGUUAAUCCCUCCGUCGCUGAGAACCGACCCGUACGCGCACCUGCGCAAGCGCCACAUGGAGGACAACUGGAUGAACGAUAGAUUCUCGGAAGAGUCAGCCAAGUACAUAUCACGCGAAGAGUUGGCCAAGCAAACCAAGGGCCUUUCCGGAUAUGGACAAGUCACCCGGCGAAAGUUUUUAGAGUUUGACCAAAAGUUCAAGGCAUCAUACGAUGGGAAACAGCACGUGAAUGAGUCCUACUCCGCCUGGUUGCAGUCUCUCAAAUGA